AUGGCCAAACCCGUAUACGAGCGCGUCCCGACUGAAGAUGAGGACGUCCACAACUCAGACUCAAACGACGCGCGAUCCAAUCCCAGCUCGCCCGACCCUCGUUUCGAACGUCCAUCACCGCCGGCCUGGAAACGCCUCCUCCUCAUCGCUUUCACUGUCUUCCUCUUCUGGCUAGCGUUCGCAAUCCGGCCGAAACAGACGGAAGACAAGAUCAUAUAUGCGUCCCGGUACUCUAAGGAGCACAAGUUCCGACCAGCUGCGAGCCCUGUCAUCACCGAGCGUCUCAAGGAUGGUAGAACGAGGUUGAGGGGAGCCCUUCAAACAGGACGUAUAGCUUAAACCCUCCAAAGUGGGUGGACGAGGGGAUCUGCGGCUGCAGGUCUCGAUUCAGUGUCGACGUAGCCUGUCACUUCGUUCCAGCGACCACGUCGUCGUUACCAUGUCCUUCGAACUACGCACAAUGAAACUGUUUUCGUACAUAAUGUUGUACCCAGGCGUACUCCCC
Coniophora puteana RWD-64-598 SS2 is the source of this 505-nucleotide messenger RNA. RefSeq lists its product as uncharacterized. The coding region runs from base 1 to 339 and encodes 112 amino acids. The transcript is spliced from 3 exons. NCBI's taxonomy places the organism in Eukaryota, Fungi, Basidiomycota, Agaricomycetes, Boletales, Coniophoraceae. The record is from RefSeq and is a predicted model, not a curated record.